This is a messenger RNA of Uranotaenia lowii, 562 nucleotides long. Its product is annotated as locomotion-related protein Hikaru genki-like. The annotation marks the transcript as partial. NCBI's taxonomy places the organism in Eukaryota, Metazoa, Arthropoda, Insecta, Diptera, Culicidae. The record is from RefSeq and is a predicted model, not a curated record. The transcript has 3 exons.
CUAGGAAACUGGUCCUCUCCGUCCCCGAAUUGUCACCCGAUCCAAUGUCCGCCGCUGUUCCUGGAGGAUCCGCACCUCAGUUUGGUGGAGCUGAAUACUUCGGCCUGGGGCCGGGCCGUAUUCCGAUGCGCCUGGGGCUAUCGACUCAGCGGUCCACCCGGGCUAGAAUGCGAACCGAAUGGCCGGUGGAGUGGACCCAUCCCCAGAUGUCGCGCGAUUCAAUGUCCUCAGCCGCUUGUCCCGAUAAAUGGAAGAAUCGACGGAACCAGUGGCCUGAACACAUUCGGACAGCGUCGCUACGCCGUGGGAGCUUUGGUAACGUUUAGUUGCACCGAGGGUCACAUGUUGGUCGGUGAGGCGUCGAUUGUGUGCACGGAGACCGGUUUCUGGUCCCAUCCGCCACCAUUUUGUAAGGCCCAGUGUCCGUACCCGGGUGAUCCCCCGAAUGGUUUGAUAGCGCCGCUGAAGUUCUACUACGACCCUGGGGACUAUCUGACGGUGCAGUGUCGGCCCGGAUUCGUCGAGCAUGGGGCCAACGGAGGUCCACCGGAACGUCCUCGAU